AUGGCCGUCUUUCGAACCCCGCGCCUGUUCGCUCUACAGGUCCGACACUAUUCUUCCACAAUUCCAACGAGCCGACGACUGAACCUUCCUAUUGAUUUCAAGACCACGCCUCUCUUACAUCACACAUCGAACACCUUUAGCGCUAUCCCAGGUCUUCCCAAAGAGGGUCCCUCCAAGAGACUGAACCUUUGUCAAGCCGUGAAUGAAGCGCUAGCGACUGCUCUCCGUGCUUCAAACAGGGUUCUGUGCUUUGGGGAGGAUGUCGCGUUUGGGGGGGUCUUUCGUUGCACUGCGGGUCUGCAGGCAGAGUUUGGCACUGACAGGGUUUUCAAUACACCAAUCACCGAGCAAGGCAUUGUUGGUGCUGCGAUUGGGGCGGCCGCGGAGGGGAUGAAACCAGUGGCGGAAAUUCAGUUCGCAGAUUACGUCUGGCCUGCCUAUGAUCAAAUCGUCAAUGAAGCCAGUAAGUUCCGAUAUCGAGAAGGAACCACUGGGGCAAAUCUGGGCGGGUUGGUCAUCCGAAUGCCUUGCGGAGGCGUUGGUCAUGGUGCAUUAUACCACACCCAGUCUCCCGAGAGCAUGUUCUGUCACAUCCCUGGUUUCCGAGUCGUGAUGCCACGAUCACCGUCACAGGCAAAGGGUUUGUUAUUGUCUGCAAUUUUAGACUCCCAAGACCCUGUGAUCUUUAUGGAGCCAAAAGUCCUCUAUCGUGCAGCUGUCGAAGAAGUCCCAGAGGAACCAUACUAUCUCCCUCUGAGCAAAGCAGAAGUCCUCCGGGAAGGUGGUGAUCUGACCCUUAUCUCAUAUGGCCGCCCUCUCUAUACCUGCCAGGCCGCGAUUGACGCUGUAGAGAGGGAACGAGGUGUCAAGAUUGAAUUGAUCGACCUCCGAACGCUGUAUCCCUGGGACCAGGAAACUGUUAUGCAGAGUGUAAAGAAAACAGGGAGAGCAGUAGUCGUCCAUGAAAGCAUGGUCAACUAUGGCGUUGGUGCAGAAGUGUCAGCUAAAAUCCAGGAAAAGGCAUUCUUCCAUCUUUCCGCUCCGGUCAAGCGGGUUGCGGGCUGGACAACGCACACCGGUCUUGCAUGGGAGAAAUAUAUCUUGCCCGAUGUAGCGAGAAUCUACGAUGGUAUUCUCGAGACCUUGGAUACCUAA
Molecule: messenger RNA, 1155 nt
Organism: Aspergillus calidoustus
Lineage: Eukaryota; Fungi; Ascomycota; Eurotiomycetes; Eurotiales; Aspergillaceae
Source: the annotation of a GenBank genome assembly